AUGGGUGUCCUCGCCGAUAUUUCUGGGCCGAUCGCCAACUUCACGGCCAACUCGUCCACUCCUGUCACUGUAGCCACCGGUUUCGCAGCCUUUCUCGUCCUAGCCGUCGUCCUCAACGUUCUGCAGCAGUUGUUGCUCAAGAACCCCAAUGAGCCGCCAGUCGUUUUCCACUUGUUCCCCGUGAUUGGUAGCACAGUCACGUAUGGCAUGGACCCAUACAAGUUCUUCUUCGCUCAGCGAGAGAAGUACGGCGAUGUGUUCACCUUCAUUCUCCUCGGCCGCAAGAUGACUGUUUGCCUCGAUACCAAGGGCAACAACUUCAUCCUCAACGGAAAGCUCAAGGACGUCAACGCCGAGGAGAUCUACAGCCCCCUUACAACUCCCGUCUUCGGCAAGGAUGUCGUCUACGACUGUCCCAACUCGAAGUUGAUGGAGCAGAAGAAGUUCGUCAAGUUCGGUCUUACCCAAGAUGCGCUCCGUUCCUACGUUACCGUCAUCACCGAAGAAACCGAGAACUUCAUUAAGCGCCACAAGGUCUUUCAGGGCAAGAAGGGAACUUUCGACGUGACCAAGGUCAUGGCUGAACUCACAAUCUACACUGCUUCCCGCUCCCUUCAGGGUCAAGAGAUCCGCAACUCUUUCGAUUCCAAGUUCGCCGAGCUGUACCACGAUCUCGACAUGGGUUUCUCACCCGUCAACUUCAUGCUUUCCUGGGCACCUCUUCCCCACAACCGUGCGCGUGAUAACGCACGUGAGACUAUGAUCAAGCUGUACUCGGACAUCGUUCGCAGGCGCAGGAACGGUCAGGCAGAGAGGAAAGAGGGUGAGCACGAUAUGAUCUGGCAUUUGUUGGAUUGCAAGUACAAGGAUGGCACACAGAUCCCCGAACACGAGAUCGCUGGUAUCAUGAUUGCUCUCCUCAUGGCUGGUCAGCACUCUUCGUCUUCCACCAUUGCCUGGAUCCUUCUACGUCUGGCCCAAAACCCUGGACUCGUGGAGGAACUUCUUGCUGAGCAGAUAUCUGCUUUUGGACCGGAACUCCCAGCCCUCACUUACGAAGACCUCCCGAAGCUGUCUCUGCACGCUCAGGUUGUCAAGGAAACUCUCCGAAUUCACGCCCCCAUCCACUCCAUCAUGCGCAAGGUCAAGCAGCCUCUUGUCGCAGAUGGUACCAACUACGUCAUUCCUACCUCGCAUACACUCAUGUCUUCGCCUGGAUUCUCCGCACAGCUCGACUCUCACUUCGUCAACCCCCAGGUUUGGGACCCUCACCGCUGGGACGCGAACCAGCACAACUACGAAGAGCCCGAGGCCAGUGCUGAGGACACCAUCGACUACGGUUGGGGUGUCAUCUCCAAGGGCACCAACUCGCCAUACUUGCCCUUCGGCGCCGGACGUCAUAGGUGUAUUGGUGAGCAGUUCGCGUACCUGCAGCUUCAGACGAUUCUCGUCGCUUUUGUCCGAGAGUUCAAGCUCAGGAACGUGGGCGGCAGCAAGGAGAUUGUUGGCACCGAUUACUCGAGUCUUUUCUCCCGGCCGUUGGCUCCUGGCACUGUUGAGUGGGAGAGGAGAAAUUAA
Boeremia exigua is the source of this 1578-nucleotide messenger RNA. Its product is annotated as cytochrome P450 14a-demethylase. The coding region runs from base 1 to 1578 and encodes 525 amino acids. The transcript has 3 exons. Gene Ontology annotation, molecular function: oxidoreductase activity, acting on paired donors, with incorporation or reduction of molecular oxygen; heme binding; iron ion binding. Gene Ontology annotation, biological process: ergosterol biosynthetic process. The record is from RefSeq and is a predicted model, not a curated record. Lineage: Eukaryota; Fungi; Ascomycota; Dothideomycetes; Pleosporales; Didymellaceae.